Carcharodon carcharias (great white shark) is the source of this 8759-nucleotide messenger RNA. RefSeq names its product zinc finger protein 592 (gene znf592). The transcript is spliced from 10 exons. Bases 225 to 4160 code for a protein of 1311 amino acids. The record is from RefSeq and is a predicted model, not a curated record. Lineage: Eukaryota; Metazoa; Chordata; Chondrichthyes; Lamniformes; Lamnidae.
CCGACCGUUCGGCGCCGGGACGGCAGCUUGGAAUGCUGGUGCGGAUGGAGCCACGUGACCCAGCGGUCCCACGGCCGAGAGACGGGAGCUAAAUGACUGCCCAAGGAACAGACGUAAUCAGCUGGCACCUUUGUCGCUGCAGCUGAUCUGCAGAAAGGUGGCUGAACUCAGUGUUCCAGAGCAUCUGUAACAAAGAAAGCUUUUGUUUUACUAAGUGCUCAAACAUGGGUGACAUGAAGACCCCAGAUUUUGAUGACCUCCUAGCUGCUUUUGACAUUCCUGACCCAGACCUCGAUGCAAAGGAGGCUAUCCAGUCGAGUAGUGAGGAGACAGAAAGUCAUCUGAAGCAAGCAGGUAUGGGUAUAGACGAGUUGUCUAUGCACCAUGCCAUACCUGAUGUCCCAGUGGUGAGUGUUAUUGUUAAGAACACCAGCCGACAAGACUCCUUCGAUUCUAUCACUGAAAAGGAUGGCCAUCAACUUGGACAGAAUCUGCUUCAAAAUGGGUUUCGAAAUUCUGAUCUUACUGCUGAUACCCAUAAUCUUGGAAAUAGCUACAGCAAAAUGGUCACUGCUUUCAUCAAUGGAGAUAGUUCCAGAAACUACUCAGAUAAAUUUGAUGCACCAAGGUCAGAAACACUGCCAGCCUUUAGUCAGUUUAGCCCCAUUUCGAGCCCAGAGCCAGAUGAAACCAUUCAAGAUGCUAGUAUUAUGGAUAAUCUUAAACGGGAUGAGAGACCUUACCUUGGUUCUGUAGGCCUGUAUAUUUCUACGGAGAGCUCUCUGGUGGACAGUACAAGGGAGCAGCCUAAACAAGCUGUGACCGAGCUGAGCAUGUUUGAUGAAUACUCUAAAAAACGGGAAAAAGCCAGUGAGAUUAGAAACUGUAAAGUGAAGGAUGUCAGCUUGGGACAAAGGACAAACUCAACAAAUGUAUCUGAAGAAGCAGAGCAAAAGGACAAGGUCUUUGACAAAAGUUUGUUUGACAGCUUGCAGCCCUCAAAUGACCUGCAUAAUAAUAACAUAGAAGAGCCAAAGAGCAGUAGUGUUCCAGAGAUGACCCUGUGCUCUUCUGUCCCACCUCGCCAGCGUCUGAAAUCAGCUCAUUCAAAGCUGUCAUCUUGCUUAGCAGCAUUGGUAGCUCUAAAUGCCAAAAAAACAUCAGAAUUCCCAAAGGAAGAACAAAAAGAAAACUUUAAAGAAUCCCUGUUAGCUUUGAAGGACGGGGUAAAGGGCAGCCCCAAAAUGGCAAAGUCACCAAAGAGUCCGAGAAGUCCAAUGGAGGGUGUAAAGAAAAUGAUAAACAAACAACCUGAUAGUCCAAGGAGUGUGUCCAGUGACUACAGUGGCAAAGGAUCCCCAUACGUUGCAACGGGUUCACCACCAGCCAUCCCAAAAGUAAGGAUCAAAACCAUUAAAACUUCUUCUGGUGAAAUUACCAGGACUGUGACUAGGAUAAUGCCAGACUCAGAACAGAGCGAGUCUAGAAGUUCACCAGAACAAUCGCUGACUGAAAUGGCUUUUACAGAGGAGCUGAGUUUACGAUCUAGCCCUGUGACCAGUGCAUCAUCACAGAUGCAUGCUUCAAUAGCAGUGGAAAAUGGAAAGAAGCAAAUAUCAGCCAGAAACUUGGCUAAUGCAGUCAGUUGUUUGUCUAGUAUACCUGCCAAAGUAACUGAAAAUGUAGAUGGCAAAAGCAACUUGAAAACCAUGGCUGUAACAACUACACCACCUGAGGAUGCCAGCAGUGCCAUCAUGAAGGUUGCUGGCAUGAUACAGCAGAAGCAGGCUGCAGUAAAGCACUCAUCGAAUAUCUCCAAUACGAGUCUCCUGCCAAAAGCUGUUCACCUGGCAAGCCUUAACUUGGUUCCGCACAGUGUUGCUGCUACUGCCACCGCAAGGUCCAGUACUUCGCGGCAGAGCCAACAAAAGAUUGCCACCCAGGUGGUAACAGUGCCACUGGUGCAACAAGUCAAGAACACGGUUCCACAAAAUAAUGAAUCCCCUACUUCAAAUCAGAACAUUGUUGUUGAAGCUUUUAACAAACUGUUAAACAGCACCAAUCCUGUGCCAAUUUAUGCUCCAAACCUUAAACCACCUGCCAACAGUAAUGUAUCCAUGCCAGCUCGUGGCUAUCGCUGUCUGGAAUGUGGAGAUGCAUUUGCUCUAGAAAAAAGUUUGUCACAGCAUUAUGAGAGGCGAAGUGUCCACAUUGAGGUGAUGUGUAGCCAUUGUUCCAAACUGAUGGUCUUCUUCAACAAGUGCAGUUUGCUUUUACAUGCACGAGAGCACAAGGGCAAAGGCGCUGUUAUGCAGUGCACUCAGUUACAGAUGAAACCCAUCCCUUCGGACCAAAUGUUUUCAACCACCCCAGUGACAACUUCUGUAUCAUCUGACCCUCCUGCCCAGGCUGCAACUUCUACUGCCCAAGCAAUUAGCAGUUUGACAGUAAUUGGGAUGGAUAGUCCAGCUUUCAGUCACCCUGCCAUGCCUCUGCGCUGUGAUUCACUUAGAUUAAUACGUCAUGGGUUAAAAUGUCUCGAAUGCUAUCAACAGUUCCAGGAUGACAGCAGCCUUGCAGGACACUACCAGCAGGUGACAGAUGAUGCUGAGGCACCGACUUGUCGGGUCUGCCAGAUGAUGCUGCCCAAUAAAUGCAGUUAUGCUGCUCAUCUCCGUAUUCAUACACACAAGUCCCCUUACUGCUGCCCGGAGUGUGGUGCGGUUUGUCGUUCAGCCUAUUUCCAAACUCACGUCAAAGAAAACUGCCUACAUUAUGCACGGACAAUAGUGUAUAGGUGUGUGCACUGUGGGAUCAUCUCUAAUGAUUCAAACACACUCAAGAGUCACAUCCAAGGCACCCACUGUGAAUUUUUCCAUAAAUGCACGAUUUGUCCAAUGGCCUUCAAGUCAUCCCAAAGCGCCAGCUCCCAUUACAGCUCUCAACAUCCAUUAGUUAAACACCGGCAACCUGAAGUCAUCUUAAAGUGCUCAUUGUGCGAAACUGUAUUCAACCAGCGAGCUUUGCUACGCAAACACUUCGAACAGCACAAAAACAAGUUGAGAGCGUGUGUGUACAAGUGUCCUGUGUGCAAACAGCUCUACAUGCACAAACAACUGAUGAUGGAGCACUUCAAGGAUGUUCAUAACAAUGCACAAGCCUCUGAAAAGCCUGCAAGCCCCUUGUCUCCCUCCAGGGACUCGUCCAGUGGUCAGAAAACAGAAGCAUCUACACCACACGGAGCUGCUAAUGGUGUCACCACCAACAGCUUGAACAGUGGUAAGAAGGAUGAAACCACUGUAGAUAAGUCUGAGAUGCGGCCAAAAGUGAAGAGGCCUGGCUGGACGUGUGCCGAAUGUCUGCAGUGGUUUCCAGAGCGAGAGCUCUAUGUGUCCCAUAUGAAGAGAAGUCAUGGAAAGUCAAUGAAGAGGUAUCCGUGCCGACAGUGUGAUCGGUCCUUCAACUCCUCACACAGCCUACGGAGGCAUAUCCGAGUAAACCACGAUGGCGUCAAGAGAACUUACACCUGUUGGUAUUGCACGGAUGAAAAGCACUUUUUUGCCAAGCGCUUCAUGUUGGAGAAACACAUCAACCUAAUGCACGGCAUCAAAAACCCAGACUUUAGCCAGAUGCCUAAAGCUGUGCAUGGGGGCACAGACACAACAGUGGAGGACUUACCUGGAAAACGAAUGGCCAGUGACUCUGAAGCGGGUGAGCUGCCCAACUCCGACACAAUAGCAUCGCUUCCCAAGAAGCUGAAGGUCGCAGUGUUCAAACAAUACAGAUGUUCCAUAUGUGGCUACAUGACCAAGAGCAAAGCUGACUUCCAGAAGCACAUACCUCAGCACAAGUCUGAUGGUUCAACCUUCCAGUGUUCACAGUGUGGGCUCUGUUAUACAUCCCCACUCUCCCUGAACAGACACCUCUACAUCGUCCACAAACUCAAGGAACCCGAGAAGCUUCAAGCAGCUGAUGUGGUUAGUGAAAAUGGGCAAGAUGAACAGAAAUGGGAGUCAAACACUACAUCGGAAGAAGACAUGGAUCUUCAGUGCCAAGUCUGCAAAGACAUUUUUGACAGUGAGACGGCAUUGAGCGCUCAUGUUCGGACUCAUGGGAUGAGGUUUAUAUUAUCCAAGCAGAAUGGAGGAUCAGAGCAAUGACUGCACUGACGCUAAGGGGAGCCUUUUUAAUCCUUCUGCAUUCUGAAUGGAUCUGCUGUGACUCCAGUGAUAAACUUACAUUCAUUGAUACACAAUACAGCAACAUAUAAGCAAGUAAACGGAAGUGGUACACAUUCAAAGCUUCGCCCUGCCCUUUUAAAGGACCGUGAAAGUGAAAUAAGUGUUGCUUCAGGAACCACCAUCCUGCAAACACUAUUUUAUUUUGCUUUUUCUUGCUGGUAUCAAAACAGUAGCUUUUAUAUUUUCUACAACCCAAUGCACACGCAGAACCUCACAAGGAAAGCAAGCCAAAGAUGCUUUCUGCACCCUCCAGCCCUUAACACCCUCAAACGUUUGUGACACGUUUUUACCUGUAAUGUGGUAUUGCACUUGCGUGUCUUAGGCCACCUUCCAGUUAAGCUCCGCCACGGUCUCUGGUAGCUCUGAGUCUAUAAUUACAGAAGCAGAACCGUGUCCUACUGCUUUUCUGUUGGGUCAUGUUAGGUCAGAAUUGGGAGUUAAAGGUUCUGUGUUUGCCUUUUGAGCAAAUUAAGUGACUCAAAGUGAAUGGAUGCCCCCCUUUGAAAUGGAAAAUUGAGAUUUAAUAUGCAUGCAAUAAGGAGUCAACAUGAAGUAGCUUAUUUUAAAUAUCUUUGUCUCCCCAUCCCUUAUUUAGAAGUAAGUAGGCAGAUUAUACUGAGUAAAUUUCUGCAAUCCUUGGUGAUACAACUGUCCUCUCGUCAAAUCUUUCCUUUUGUGUGUUCUGUUUGAGUGGCAAUCCCAGUGCAACCUUUGGGAUAAUGCUGUUCCUCUCUUUGCUUUGUAACUUUUUUGGGGGGUUAGUUUCUGCCUGUUGGCCUGCUGACAAAGCACCCUGAUGCUCCGCUCCAACCAUGUCUGCAGCACAUACCUUCAACUGCUUACUUUGUAACAUUUAAACUCGGUGAACAGAAUAAGGCACAAUGAGCUAGGUCAGACAGUUACUUACUGUAAAGCCUUGCUCAGAAAUCUCACCUCCUGCAUCUUGUGGUGCCAGUACACAAGCUUAUGUAAUGCAGAAGCAUUGCUCAAAAAAUGAGUAGUGUAGUAGCUUGUAGAGUUAUUUGAGGGUGGUUCUGAUUUUAAAACUAUGCAGUAUUGUGUUCCUUUCAAGCAAAUGAUUGAGAUAAACAACUGCAAAUGUUCUCUUAAGUUAUCACCUUUCGUGAUAACUUUUCAUUUUUGACAUCUGUAUGGACAAUGAAGUUUUUGAGAGCUUUGAGAUUACGUCACUAUUUGUAGGUUACAAUUACAUAAAACCACACACUUUGGCUUUUGCACAGCAAAGCCUCUGACCUGGGGGCAAACUAAGAAUCAUAGAUUUACACCACAGAAACAGACUCUUUGGCCCAUUAAGUCUGAAGUGCUUUUCUCUGUAUGAGCCACCUAAUGUAUUCCACUCUCCUUUUUCCCCCCCCAGUGUCCUUUAUUUAACCAUUUUGAUUCCCUUUUAAAAUAAUUUGUGAGCGCUGCUUGAAAGUGGCAGGGAACUCCACAUUCCACUUAUAAUACUAUGUAAGGAAUUUAUUUGUAACCUCCCCUUUAAUUGUUUAGAGGAAAGAAAAAGCUGUAGAACAGGUCAGCCAGGGCACCUACAGCAUCACAGGUUUAAAAGAAACCUGGAACCAUUGUUUUUUCUCCCUGUCAACUAGGAAGAGUUGCGAGGUUGUAGAUGCAGAGGAUAAGAGAGCACUGUCUUGGAGGGUUGGAUGGGGAAACUGUGUUGUGCGCAGCACUGUGCCCCAAAGUUCCUCAAAAGGACCGGGUAAUCUCUUCAGAACUGCUUGUACUUGCCUGAAAAUUCCAAAAGUGGGUACUGCUCUGGAAUGAGAGGAAAAGCUAGUAUAAUGUUUCACAUCUUUUAGACAACAGAUAAACACUGCAUAAAAGCAAAAUACUGCGGAUGUUGGAAAUCUGAAACAAAAACAAAAUGCUGGAAAAGCUCAGCAGCUCUAACAGCAUCUGUGAAGAGAAAAACAGAGUUAACGUUUUGAGUCAAUAUGACUCCUCUUCAGAGCGAAGAAGAGUCAUACAAGCUCAAAAGAUAAACACUGCAUAUUGGAAUUGGAAAGAUCUGACUAGUAUUGGUCUUUGUUUAUUGAGGACAAACUGGAUUGUUAUCAUUUCAGUUCUGUACUCUGUACGUUCUGAAAUUGGGGACCACCUCUCAUUUAUUAAUUUGUGACACCCCCUAAUCAUGACGGAGGAGUCACCACAAACUCGGGUCACCAAAAUUUUAAUUAAAUUUGCUUUUUUUAAAUUGUGUCACAUGAAUGUGUGGUUAGAUUUACUGAAUGACUCCAGAUUGUAAUUUAAUUGUAGCCUUCUAGGCGUGUGUAACACUUGCCAUUUGGCCCCUGCGAGGAAUUAUCUGCCUGACAUCACUAGGAUUGAUUUGUCAAGUCUACAGAAAUAUCCUGUGCAUUAAGCACAGGCAAGGGACAAGUACCUUACAGAAUGGAUUUUAUUAGCAUUGCAUUUCUCACACACCCCAGUUUGAGGUCAAGAAUGCAUGGAGGCGAGAUUUCAAAUCAGCCCAAACAUAGUCAAUGUCAGUCAGAUAACUGUUCCAUUGCGAUGUAAGAUGCAAAACGGCAGCUUUGCAAGGCUGCAGUUAUUAGCAGUCUCCAAUAGUGAGAUUUUCCAUAACUUCAACAAACUGUGAUCAUUCGCAACUACAAAAUUAACUAUUAUUCAAUAUUCUGCUUGUUAAACUAAAUAAUCAGGGAUGCUAUUCAAAGCAUGAAAUAGAUUUCUUUUAAAUAAUUGAUUAGGACAGAGAUUAAUGUUGACACUGAGUUAGAAUUUCCACUAAUUCCCAGUCAGUUGGAGGAAAUCAUGCCCAAUGUUUGCAUUCUGUAUUACAGAAGCUCAUUUCACGUUUGCAAACUAAAGCUCUAACUCUGGUGCUGGCGACUAGAGAAUUGUGCAGGUCACUGAAAUCCUGAUGACUGUUAGCACACUCUAAAUUAAAUCAUCAAAUCUUGAUAUGACCAAUUAAUUUGCAUUUGUAUUAGGUUGAAACCAGACUUUUAAGAUGCAGAGAGGUUCUCUAGAUCACGCAGAUCUCUUCAUGUGGUGAAAUUAUUUAAUUUCAAAUGGUUCUUCAUAUUGAGUGGAGAUUGUGGGCACAGUGCAAAGUCAGAUGCAAGGUGGAUGUGCCCUGGCCAAGCAACAUGGCAAGCUGACUGGUGUUUUUCCUUCUCUACCAUUUUCCCUCUCGCAGGUUACAGGAAGUGUAAAAGGGGGACCUUCUUUGUUUGGAAGGUUAGAAAGGUAUUUUCCUUGUUGAACAAGGCUUUGUGCAUUGGCUUGUUUUCUUUUUCAGUCUCCCCAUGCCCAUUUAAAAUGAAGGUUGCAGAAGAAUGUCCAGCGACCCCACUCACCUUUCUGUAAAUCACUUCAGAAUACAGCUGAAGCCUCUUAAUGGGAGCAUCCCUCACCCCUCACUUCCCCUGAGUGCGCGCACGCCCCCCCCCCCCCCCAUCCUGGGGAGUGACACAUUCCUCUCUGUUCACUUGUUCUUUUAAAGCAGACACUGUAGAAUGUAUGAGAUUGAAUCAGAGUCUGUGCCAGUGUUUCCUUUGUAAAUGGGCAGUGCCAUUAGGAAGGAUGCUCAUUAACUGGCUCAUGCACUGCCAUUCCUUCUGGUACCCAUGUGAAUGGCACUAAAGUAAUUUACAGGAGGACCAAAUAAAGUAUUUUAAAAGAAUUAAAAAAAACAGACCUAGUGUAAUUCCCUGCUUAAAUGACCACUGUACUGUAUCUUAAAUUUUAUAAAAUUAAUUUCUUUAAAGAAAAAUGUAUCUCCCAUAUUACUCAAUUUUAUAAAUUACUUUGGAGAUUUAUAUUUAAUUGUAGUCAUAUUGACUAAAAUUUUCACGUGAACUUCCUAUUUAAGUGCUAUACUACCUUACGCUAUUGUGUUCACGUGAUGUUAUAUUACACUCUAAGGGGACACCCCAGACUCCAAGCAGAACUGUAUCAAAAGGCACACUCCACUACCAGAAGGAUUCAUUUUUAUUUUUUUUCAUCUGCAUAGUGCAGUUCUUGCUGAGUUGCAUCCUCUGGCUAUGGGCAGUGACUUACUUGCUCCAAAGAAGAGGUUAGCUUAUGUUUGCUGCGUUGAUGAAAUUAGUAAACUUGAGUAAAUGCUGGGAGCUGGAUAUUUGGAGGGUUUUAAUUGUUGUGUAUUAAUUGGAGUCUGGAGUCUACCUCUUGAUAUUUUUGAGCCCGAAUUCAGCUCUAUUAUUUACAGAUGAAAAUAAUUUAAAAUAUUUAUCUUACAGAAUUCAGCUCUGUUCACUUCCUUAUUUCAAUGUUUUUUAUACAACAUAUACAGACAUUUGUACUUUUUGAUAAAUGUGUAUAGUAGCGUGUAGAGAAACAUUUUGCAAGGUAACCUGUGUAGUUUGCUAAGGGUAGAUCUACAUGUUAUCAGGGAUUUUCCCCCCGCCCCAAGCCAUCACCUCUCUAUUUAAUCUGCAUUGGCCUCUGUGCCUUCUUAUUAUGUUUACUUAAAAAUAUUUCAAAUAAAAGGAACAGAAAGUGAAUUUUUAA